Rhopilema esculentum is the source of this 4402-nucleotide messenger RNA. NCBI's taxonomy places the organism in Eukaryota, Metazoa, Cnidaria, Scyphozoa, Rhizostomeae, Rhizostomatidae. The record is from RefSeq and is a predicted model, not a curated record.
CAGUGCAGUGCUAGCAUGUUUUCAGUGCAGUGCUAACAUAUUAUGAAAUUUCUUUUGUAUUUGCUUCUGCGAUCGCAUGCAAUGUUUGAUGUAAUAAACGAUUAGAACAAAAUAAUAAACGCCGUGUUGUUAUCAGUAAUUGAAUAAUACAAAUCUAACAAAGCCUUGUUUAUAUCUAUUGAAAGAUAAGGACAAAUGCAACGGGGAAGACAACAGGAAAACAUGCAAAACCAUUGCUGAAAGAAAAAAGGUAUUUAGGCUAUUCGCAGAGAAAUUCUUUGCGAGAGAAAUCCCAGCAAAAGUUCCCUGUGCAUGUUCAAGACUUAUUUCGCGCGUACUUUAGCGCAUUUCGCUGAUUUUUUUCUCAAUUGAGAUUAGGCUUCAUAAAAUAUUAUCUUACUUCCUUCAUUCUUACUUAUUAUUUCCAAAUUUAGGUAUUUUAGCACAAGAUACUUUAUAUACCAUUAGCAGAUGGAGUAAAGAGUUAUACGAAAGCAACACAUGUUUUGCAAUGAUUCAGUAGAAAGAUUUUUCAUAGUCAGUAGAGAAAAAGAAGCCAAAAUUUUGCUCUAUUUUUUCUUUUUUCUUUUUUUUAAAGUUAAAAAAUUGAUAAGUUCUUGCAAAAACAAGCUGCUUCGCUCUUUUUGGUUUUCUAAUUACGGCCAAGAUUCGCAAAACCUUUUUUUCUGCGGCCAAGGGUUUCAAAAGCGGCCAGAAUUGUGACUUGUAGCUGUCCAAUCAGCGAGAUUGCAAACCUGAUUACAAAGGGGAAAUCAGAAGACGAAUUUGUCAAACGAGGCUGAAAUAAUGGACUUGUACGCAUGACCAAAUAUUCUGAAAGAAAAGACUCCAUCUGCUCCAACGAAAUCAUUCGUGGCUAGAAGACAAGAAGUGAUGCGGCUGUUACAAUUCUUGACGCUCUUUUUAGCUCUGUGCUUAGCAGAAAGCCACAACUUUCGUGGGGUGUACAUGACAUGGACCGUUGACCAAACAAAUAACAUGACAUACCCUGCGAACCACAGUUCUAGCUUAGCCAAGGUUAAUUUCAAAUAUGGCGUGUCAUGGAGGCGAAGUGAUGGAAAUUCCCACUGCACCAAUGCGUCCAUAAAAAGCUGCCAGUUUUUCAAACAUGGAUCCUUCUCGUUACGAUAUGGUUUCGAUGGCAAUAACUUUCCUUACUACCACCCAUCAGUGUCUGCUGGAUUUUUUUGCGAAAGAUUUAACAUCGACUACGAUUUUACAAUUGGUUCCAAUACUCACACGAUGUACCUGAAUAAGAACUAUUUAUUUAAGCUAUCAUCUUUAUCUUGCUGCUGGGUCAACGGGUUGAUUUCAUCUUCACUUUCAUCAUGGAGCAUGGAAACUGUCAUUUCCUUAAAAAAACGCGGAUCUUUUUUAAGCAAUUCUAACGAUGUCAAUACACCACCUCAGGUCGGUUUCCUUCCUUCGAUACAGCAUAACACAUUCUUCACUAGAAACUACGCGUUACCCGUAUCUGAUCCCGAUGGAGACAAGGUUCGAUGCCGAUAUGCUGUAAAUUUCACUGAAGGUGGAGGUGUAUACAAUUCCCGUAUACCUUAUUCCACUCUACAUACGAACUGUACGUUGUCAAUUUUACCAUACAACACUAUUGGUUGGUACGCGUUGGCUAUAAUGGUGGAGGAUUUUGCAUACAACUUCAAAUAUGGUCGUUACGAGCGACAAAGCAGCAUUCCAUUGCAGUUUAUUGUGAACAUAUACUCUAUCCGGGAAACCACCAUUUAUGGUAACAACACGACAAACUGCCUUGUUAACGAAACUUCAGUACAUGUACAACCAAGCACUGCUGUUACAUUCCAAACGUCCUCUACCCCGGCAUAUUCUUUGUUGACGUCAGCUUUGCCCCAGACUACCUCUCGCAUCCAAGCCUUAGAUGGGUGCAAAUAUUACCAGGUGUUAUCAAAUAAUGACCGUGCUGUGACCUUCAGUGACGUGAGUUCGUAUCGAUGUGACAAAGAACUGUUUGGCUGGUAUCGGUUCAUGGGUAAUGCAGGCAACAGAAUGAUGAAUUCUUGUCCAGCAAAACUUGGUGUAUCUUCAAACAGAUGUGGUUCGUUUCUACAAGGAUGGAUUCAAAAUGGAGCAUUGCCCUCAGUAUCUGAUGGUGUUGUUGCAAGAUCUGUUUGCUUUUCUCCAUAUCAUUCCUGUUAUUGCUCCUCUACAAAGUCAAUCAUGAUCAGGAAUUGCGGCACUUUCCAUGUGUACUGGCUGGAUAGUGUUCCGCUAUGCAACUCGAGAUAUUGUGGAAUUAAAGAUAAAAGCUCCGUCGUGUCCUGCACUCAAAACUAUAUGCGGAUCGAGUUUGAUCGAGCCUUCUACGAUGCAUCCGUGUUUUCAAGCAUAACAUUGCGAGAUACCUCCUGUUUACCAUUAAUAAACAGCUACAACAUCAUACUUGGUAGUGUACCAGGCGGAUGUGGGUCAACUAGAAGUGAGACGUCGAGUUACAUUGUGUACGAGAAUGAAGUCAUUUUCAAACCAAAAGCUAUUGCUGGUACAACAACAAGGGAUCCUGACCAGCGAGUAAAAUUCACUUGCUAUUUCGACAAAUCUGGAUACAGUAGUACGUGGAACUCAUACUGGUAUUUGCCAAUAUCCAAUGUCACUGGAUCUGAAGUUGGAUAUGGAAACUUCAGUUUCAACUUUGUCAUGUACACUGACCGUACUUAUUCAACGAUGCAUUCCCAUUACCCUGUGAGUGUCCAGCUGAGAGACUGGAUGCACUUUGAAGUCUACUCGAGUAAAUCUCAGGAAAACACAGUCAUACUCAUCGAUCAAUGCUUUUCCACGCCAACUAUGGAUAGGAACCACUACAUGAAAUACGUCUUCAUCAACAACAGAUGCCCUACCGACAACACCGUCCAGUUUCACAAGACGCAAAACCACCGUCAACGCUUUAGUAUUCAGGCGUUCAAAUUUCUAAAUAACAGCACAUCUGUAUAUUUCCACUGCCUCGUUUUCCUGUGCCAUGCAACAUCAACGGAUUAUCGCUGCCGAUACGGGUGCACUGGCAAUAACAUUUUCAGAGGAAAGCGAGACCUAAGCGGUGUCUCAAACGAUCCUCCUUCAAAAUUUUACAUGGUAGAGAGGGAGGUUCGCAGAGCUGCAGAUAGCAGUCAAGACAAAGCACAAAAAGGGCAUGAAGAUAAAACGACAGCUUUCGUUGGCAUGGGUGUUGCUGUUGCUGUACUGGUCGCGGUUGUCGCUGGGCUUGCGUUCAAGGUCGCACAUAUGAAAAAGUCUGCUAAGGUCGCCCCUAAGCCAGAGAAAGACAAUCGUUAUGCAGGUAGCCAAGAGGAUUUGCCCCCUGAACAGCACAAAGAUGACGGUCAUUUGUAUGAUGACGUAGUAAUGCAAAACAUCGGUGUCAUCAGCAAAGAACAACAAGCGGAGAUUUUCAAGGACAACGCUUUUUGCUCUUAAUCAAAUGGUUGGUAAUCCAGCGUUUGAUUGAAAGCAUCGGCUUUUAUAGGCAUUUCAAAGAUAUUAUAUGUAAGGUAACCACGUGGUUAUCUAGAUGCACCAAACUUCUUAAUUUGUACAUGUUUUUUCCUCUUUCGUGUUGCAUAUACUUUGCUGGGUAGCUACUUGUGUAUGGAAUUAUGGCAUUUUUGCUCUAUUUGCUGCUGGUGCUGUAGUUCUUUUAUGUUUUUGUCUUUUCGGUUGCGUUGAAUUUUAGAAAGAGCAGAGUGAUCUUGGCAAAAUUGAUAAGCGAAAGAGAUUAAAAGAGAUUUUUUUUUUAUUUUUAAUUCAGAGAUAUUGUCGCCUUUCGUUAGGCUGGAGACCCAUCAGAAUGGAAUUAGUAUAAAAAUAAGAUGGAAGCUGACUUACUGUUAAUAAAAUUGGCUGAUGAGCCUAAAAAAGCCUUUUUGUUUACCAGCAAUCCCUAUAAAACAUUGAUUUGAACCUUGUUUUAAAAUCUCAACCUCUUUCUAAAUUCAAAGGGUCGAACGCUCUUGCUUCAAAUUUUUCCAACUUUGUAUUUUUUCUUCUUGACUAGUUUUUAACUAAUACUUGUUUGCUUCCUGAAGAAAACAGAAUCAUUAAAAUUGCGCUGUUAUUGUUGGUUUCUUUAUGAUUUGAUAUUCUUCCUUUCCAUGCAACAAAGAGCUACUCCAAAAAAUAAAGAACAGUCUUCUUUUGAUUGGGGCCAAAUCUCAAGGUGUUAUAAUACGGGAGGCAAAAUUUCAUUUAUGUACAUAGGAAUUCAUCUGAGUGGUGGGAAAUUUUGAUUUUUUGCCAAAAUCUAUAGAGGAUUUUUUCAUAAUUUUGAAAUAAUAUAACUAUGUUAGAUCUAAAAUAAUACAGAAGAUAAACUUUUAACUUUUAUUCAUAGUCGUGUGUCAUAAAUCCUACUACUUGA